AUGAAUAUUGAAGUUUCAAAUAUACCAUCAAAUCAAAGAUCUUCAUACAAUUCUAAAAUUCGUCAAUAUAAAUCACAAUUAGAUGAAUGUCAAAAUACAUAUAAUAAUCUUUUAGAUUCUCAAGAUAAAUAUGAAUUAUUUGGUAAUAAGAAUUAUUCUAAUGGAAUUGAAUCAGAUCAAAGAAAACAAUUAUUAAAUAAUAAUUCAUCAUUAGAAAGAUCAUCACAAAGAUUAUUUGAUAGUCAAAGAAUUGCUCUAGAAACUGAAAAUAUUGGUAGUAAUAUAUUAAAUGAUUUAAGAUCACAACGUGAACAGAUUAGUAAUUCAAGAAAUACUUUAACUCAAGCUGAUAAUUAUAUUGAUAAGUCAAUUCAAACUUUAAAAGUUAUGAGUAGAAGAUUGACUGCUAAUAAAUUUAUAAGUUAUGGUAUUAUUGCGGUUUUGAUUUUAUUAAUAUUUUUAGUUCUCUAUAGUAAAUUUUCAUAG
Messenger RNA from Candida tropicalis MYA-3404, 486 nucleotides. RefSeq names its product v-SNARE protein (gene VTI1). Gene Ontology annotation, cellular component: Golgi apparatus; late endosome membrane; SNARE complex. Gene Ontology annotation, molecular function: SNAP receptor activity; SNARE binding. Gene Ontology annotation, biological process: Golgi to vacuole transport; intracellular protein transport; retrograde transport, endosome to Golgi. NCBI's taxonomy places the organism in Eukaryota, Fungi, Ascomycota, Pichiomycetes, Serinales, Debaryomycetaceae. Bases 1 to 486 code for a protein of 161 amino acids. The record is from RefSeq and is a predicted model, not a curated record. The transcript has a single exon.